AUGAAGUUCAAGCCAAGAAAGUCAAGGUACCUUGUACUCAGGAAGGGGAAGAUACUGCCACAUGUGGACCUGAAGAUUCAAGGCGAAGACAUCCCGAGGAUCAUAGACAAUCCUAUCAAGUGCCUUGGGAAGUGGUUUGAUGCUACCCUUAAGGACAAGGAAGCUAUCAAUCAGCUCCAGGUUAGUCUGAGCCAGAAUCUGAAGACUAUAGACAAGACAGGACUUCCAGGAAAGUUCAAGGUGUGGAUCUACCAACACUCACUACUACCAAGGCUUAGCUGGCCCUUGAUGCUGUACGAGGUCCCAACAUCAACAGCAGAAUCCCUAGAGCGCCAGAUAAAUAAGCACAUUCGGAAGUGGUUUGGCCUCCCGCAAUGUUUCACAAGCCUAGGUCUGUACACUGCAACAGGGGAACUCCAGCUACCAGUCUCUUCAUUGGUCGAAGAGUUCAAGGUCUCCAAGGCUCGCUUACUGAUGACACUUAAGGACUCUCCUGAUGAAUGCAUUCGAGGAGCCGGUAUCGAGCUAAGGACUGGUAGAAAGUGGUCAGUCAGCCAAGCAGUGGAGUCAGCAGAGUCACGCCUCAGACAUGCUGACAUUGUUGGUACCACAACUGUAGGGCACCUAGGCCUUGGAGUGGUUGAACGUAAGAGGUACUCAACAUCAUCCAGACAAGACAGAAGAUCUAUGAUUCAGGCCGAAAUUAGGAAGGGUGAAGAGGAGCGAAGAAUGGCACAACUGGUACAGAUGGGGAGUCAAGGAGCAUCUACCAAGUGGAAUCUACCAGAGAGAAAACUCAACUGGUCAGAUAUCUGGCAGAUGGAGCCAGUUCGUAUAAGCUUCCUUCUCCGCAGCGUGUAUGAUGUUCUACCGACACCAGGUAAUCUCCAUCGCUGGAAACUAAUCGAUGAUCCAUCGUGUACUCUAUGUGGCAAGAGAGGAACACUAGAGCAUGUUCUUAUUUCUUGCUCAAUAGCGCUGUCACAAGGCCGUUACAGGUGGAGGCACGAUAGAGUCUUGAGGCAGUUAGCAGACACCAUUGAGAGGGAAAGGAAGUAG
Messenger RNA from Ruditapes philippinarum (Manila clam), 1059 nucleotides. RefSeq lists its product as uncharacterized. The coding region runs from base 1 to 1059 and encodes 352 amino acids. The record is from RefSeq and is a predicted model, not a curated record. The transcript has a single exon. NCBI's taxonomy places the organism in Eukaryota, Metazoa, Mollusca, Bivalvia, Venerida, Veneridae.